Staurois parvus is the source of this 291-nucleotide messenger RNA. Lineage: Eukaryota; Metazoa; Chordata; Amphibia; Anura; Ranidae. The record is from the annotation of a GenBank genome assembly.
GUGGGAGGAAUAGAGGUCCAUCGUUGGUGUCAGUGGAAGGAUCGGUGCCCCAUCGUUGGUGUCAGUGGAAGGAUCGGUGCCCCAUCGUUGGUGUCAGUGGAAGGAUCGGUGCCCCAUCGUUGGUGUCAGUGGGAGUAUAGUGGGAAGAAUAGUGCCCCAUCGUUGGUGUCAAUGGGAGAUAUAGUGUCCAAUGGUUGGUGUCAGUGGAAGGCUCAGUGCCCCAUCGUUGGUGUCAUUGGGAGGAAUAGAGGUCCAUCGUUGGUGUCAGUGGUAGGAUCGGUGCCCCAUCGU